AUGUCUGAAACAAGCACAAAAAACGUUGAGAUUGAUCCAAAUAACUGCAUACAAGUAGGUAGUUACAUUAUUAUACAAAAACAUAAUUACAAAAAAAUUCAUAAAUUCAACAAACCCGAUUCUACGGUAUCUAUUGGUCGAGAUAGCGUUAAUUUAGAUGGCAUCGUAGGCUAUCCGUAUUUUUCUAUGUUUAAAAUGUUGCCAAAAGGCAAAAAAGGGCGCGAAUUUAGUCUAGAAUGGACAAACGAGGCUGUAGAGUUAAAAGAUGAAAUUGAAAUAAAAGAAUCUGGCGAGGAUAACAGAGGUAUUGUAGACGAUGGCAGGUCACAGAAACUAACAGCCGAUGAGAUCAGGGGCCUUGCUACCGAUAAUAAUAGGGCUUCGGAUAUUGUAGAAACACUGAUAUCGAACUCCGUUACUUUCCAUAAUAAAACGGAAUAUGCGCAAGAGAAAUAUUUAAAAAAGAAAGAGAAAAAGUACUCUGAGUAUAUACAAAUUUUACGUCCCAACUUGAGAAUGAUAGCUGAUAUUAUGUACAACUUAGAACCGGGAAAGAUACAGCACAUUCGGUUAGAUACAUUAUCUCAAAUUCUGACAUACAGUAAUGUACAAAGUGAAGGAGUACAUUUGCUCUAUGAUUCAGGUUCAAAUGGUCUUGUAGCUGCCGCAUUAUUAAGUCGUAUUGGAGAAGAAACAGAUGGUAAACUUGUGCACAUGCAUCCAGGGAAUAUGUCUCAAAAACAAGCCUUACUAGCUAUGAAUUUCCCAGAAGAACAAUACAAUAGGUGUAUCUCCGUUAACAUUUAUUCUGUUUUAAGACAAGUGUAUCAAGGUUGCGAUACUCAUCAAGAGAAAUCUACUAACAAUUUUAGUGAAACGAGUAUAGAUGAAACUAGUACAGAAUCUUUGAAACGUAAAGCUGAUCAGAACAAUACUGGACAUAAGAGUAAAAUAGCUAAAACGGAAGAAAAUCACGAUGUUUCGAAUUCAGACACAACUUCACCCAUUGAAGAUAGCAUAACAGUCAGUAAUACAGCCGAAGAAACUGGCAAAGUGGAUCAAAAAACUACAACAAAUAAUAGUGACAAAGUCGGAGAUACAAAAGUGAAUAUUCCACAAGACAACGAAGCCAACCAGAAAGAAUGUUUUGAACCUAAAAAGCCUAAAUGGCACUAUGAUAACAUCACAGCAGCAGAAUUAUUAAGCCACAAAGUUGAUUCGCUAGUAAUAGCCUGUAAAGAAGACCCGUUGAAUAUUUUCAAUGAACUACUGCAAUUCGUGAAGCCAAGUCGACCAUUUGUGGUUUAUUACGUUGUGGCUGAACCGCUACAAAACAUGUAUGUUGCGUUGAAGUCGAACCCUAGAGUUUGCGCUUUGAAGCUUUCUUGUAACUGGAUGAGAAAUUACCAGGUUUGUAAAUGUUAUAUAUAUAUUAUACUUCGUCAUGCCCAUUUUUAA
Hyposmocoma kahamanoa is the source of this 1458-nucleotide messenger RNA. It is a transcript of the gene Trmt6, whose product is annotated as tRNA (adenine(58)-N(1))-methyltransferase non-catalytic subunit TRM6. The coding region runs from base 1 to 1458 and encodes 485 amino acids. The transcript has a single exon. Gene Ontology annotation, cellular component: tRNA (m1A) methyltransferase complex; nucleus. The record is from RefSeq and is a predicted model, not a curated record. NCBI's taxonomy places the organism in Eukaryota, Metazoa, Arthropoda, Insecta, Lepidoptera, Cosmopterigidae. Gene Ontology annotation, biological process: tRNA methylation.